Momordica charantia (bitter melon) is the source of this 1845-nucleotide messenger RNA. RefSeq names its product thiamine biosynthesis protein (gene TH1). Gene Ontology annotation, molecular function: phosphomethylpyrimidine kinase activity; hydroxymethylpyrimidine kinase activity; thiamine-phosphate diphosphorylase activity. Lineage: Eukaryota; Viridiplantae; Streptophyta; Magnoliopsida; Cucurbitales; Cucurbitaceae. Gene Ontology annotation, cellular component: chloroplast. Gene Ontology annotation, biological process: thiamine biosynthetic process. The record is from RefSeq and is a predicted model, not a curated record.
UUUUGGCGGCGACUUCUUCGGUUUCUCCACGAACGGCGCAACGAGACCUACGUCUCCACUAGCGCCUCCUUCUCUUCGGUUGAAUGGGCAGCUCUCAGCUUCUCUUUGGUUCUUCCUUCUCCCUCAAGUGCUGUUUGCAUUUGCCAUCUCUCAACAUAAGAAGCAAUCAAGCUUCUAGGACUUGCGUGGCCAUGAAGAGGCAGGAAGAAACAGUUGCAGCUGAAAAUGGUCAGUCUGAGAUGAGAAUUCCUCAUGUGUUGAGCAUUGCUGGUUCUGAUUCAGGAGCAGGGGCUGGAAUCCAAGCAGAUCUUAAGACUUGUGCUGCUCGUGGAGUCUACUGCUCCACUGUGAUAACUGCUGUUACUGCACAGAACACUGUGGGGGUUCAGGGAGUAAACAUUGUGCCGGAGGGUUUUGUUUCAGAGCAGCUGACAUCUGUUCUCUCUGAUAUGCAAGUGGAUGUGGUGAAAACAGGAAUGCUACCUUCUACUGGCAUUGUUCAGGUUCUACAUCAGCACCUGAAGGAGUUUCCAGUUCGAGCUUUGGUGAUUGAUCCUGUGAUGGUAUCUACCAGUGGAGAUGUUCUGGCCGGUCCUAACAUUCUUUCAGUGUUACAGGAAGAGCUUUUACCUAUGGCUGACCUGGUAACCCCAAAUCUGAAAGAAGCAUCUGCCUUACUUGGUGGUAUGCCACUUAAAACAAUUUCUGACAUGCGUCAUGCUGCAACAUUAAUCCAUCAGAUGGGGUCAAAAAAUGUGCUUGUCAAAGGUGGGGACCUUCCCGAUUCGUUGGAUGCUGUUGAUAUAUUCUUUGAUGGAAAGGACCUACAUGAGCUAUGUUCUUCGCGCAUAAAGACUCGCAACACUCAUGGUACUGGAUGCACUUUAGCAUCUUGCAUAGCAGCUGAACUUGCAAAAGGGUCUUCGAUGUUCUCAGCUGUUAAGACAAGUAAAUGGUUUAUUGAAAGAGCCUUGGAUUACAGCAAAGACAUUAGCAUUGGAAAUGGACCACAAGGCCCAUUUGAUCACCUAUGUCAGCUCAAGACUCGUGACCGGAGUUCCCACAGCCAGCGGGGUUUUAAUCCAGCUGACUUGUUCUUGUAUGCUGUUACGGAUUCAGGUAUGAACAAGCGGUGGGACCGUUCUAUCACGGAUGCUGUUAAAGCUGCAGUGGAAGGAGGUGCUACUAUUGUUCAAAUAAGGGAAAAGGAUGCCGAAACUUGCAAUUUCUUGGAAGCAGCCAAGUCAUGCCUGGAGAUUUGUCGCGCACACGGAGUUCCAUUGUUGAUCAACGAUCGCGUCGAUGUUGCUCUCGCUUGUGAUGCUGAUGGUGUGCAUGUUGGUCAAUCCGACAUUCCUGCCCAUGCGGUUCGCAGCCUUCUUGGCCCCAAUAAGAUCAUCGGUGUCUCGUGCAAGACACCAGAGCAAGCAGAACGGGCAUGGCUUGAUGGUGCAGAUUACAUUGGGUGCGGUGGAGUUUAUCCCACAAAUACAAAAGCGAACAAUCUGACUGUUGGGAUUGAUGGAUUGAAAAGAGUUUGCUUAGGUUCCAAGUUGCCUGUGGUUGCAAUUGGUGGUAUUAACCAUACAAAUGCAGCAGCUGUGAUGGAAAUUGGUGUUCCAAAUCUUGAAGGUGUUGCAGUUGUCUCAGCUCUUUUUGAUAGGCAAUGUGUUUUAGAAGAGACAUUAAAGUUACAUGCAAGGCUAGUAGAGGCUACAUCAGCUGUUAAAUAAAUGAGAGACGAUAGUGUAACGACUCGACUCUUGGACGACUCUGAUGAAUGCUUGUACUGCUUAUAGUAUUUUUGUAAGCUUUUUGAUAGGGAAUUGAAAUAAUUGUUCAUAA